Molecule: messenger RNA, 1264 nt
Organism: Beta vulgaris subsp. vulgaris (sugar beet)
Lineage: Eukaryota; Viridiplantae; Streptophyta; Magnoliopsida; Caryophyllales; Amaranthaceae
Exons: 8
Coding region: 40-1023 (327 amino acids)
Biological process (GO): RNA metabolic process
Cellular component (GO): cytoplasm; nucleus
Molecular function (GO): sequence-specific DNA binding; single-stranded DNA binding; RNA binding
Source: RefSeq, a predicted model, not a curated record
CAAAGGGCACUAUAACAAUUGUCAAAAGGAAGUGCAAAAAUGAAAGCGUUUCGAAGCGCGUAUUCAGCAGUGUUUCGGCCUGUGACCUUAAACCCUAACCUCUCUUCAAAUUUCCCACUCUCUCUCCUAAAACCCCACAACAUUCUCCCCUCUCUCUCUCCUCUCUGCUCAACAAACGAAAGGUUUCGAUCUCUGAAUUCAACCUCUUUUUCGUCAUCUUCAAUGGCGGACGCUGGAACUCCUGCUCCUUUCAAUGGUACCAUAGAAACUGAAUUCGGAACAUUUCGAACCCAACUCGAGGAAUCUGGCAAUUUGCGGGAAAAAAUUCGUAAUGUCGCCUUGCAAAUCGAGUCCGCUACUCGAGUUAUGCAUGCCAAUCUUCUUCUCGUCCAUCAAUCUCGUCCGAUAUCUGAGGUGUUAGAGAGGGCUAAGUCACAAAUUGACGUGCUUAAGGAGCAUUUUAAUCAGCUUGCUGAGAUUAUCCGAGAGUGCCUGGGUCAGUACUACAGGUACCAUAAUGAUUGGAAGAAUGAAACACAGACUGCAGUUUCGUUGCUUGCCUUUAUGCAUUGGUUAGAGACUGGAAAUCUCCUCAUGCAUCUUGAAGCACAAGAGAAGCUUGGAUUUGAGCUGAGGAGAAUGCCAUUUUGUAUUAAUUAUCUCUGGAAUAUGGUGGCGUGGUCUUUGCUAAACACCCGCUCGUUGAAUACGCCUGAUUUUGGUCUGGACGUCGAAGAUUAUCUAGUAGGAAUCUGUUUCAUGUCCAAUGAACUGCCUAGAUAUGUGGUCAAUAGAGUAACAUAUGGAGACUAUGAUUCCCCCAAAAAGGUGCUGAAUUUCUUGACUGAUCUUCAUGCAGCCUUUCGGAUGCUGAACCUUCGUAAUGACUUUUUGCGCAAAAAGUUUGAUGGCAUGAAGUAUGACUUGAAAAGAGUCGAAGAAGUUUACUAUGAUGUGAAGAUUCGAGGCUUAAUAGAUAGUGGGGAUUCUAAAGGAGAUCAAGGAAGCGAAGGACAAUCUUAAAUUGGGCUGUUUUUCACCACAUCGUCUAUGUGCAUGUUGUAGGACAAUCUGAAUAUACUGAUGCUAAAUGGUGUAUAAGUUGUGUUUUGGUUCAUUUAAGUAUGAAAAAUGCAAAGAUGUAAGAUGUUAUCAAUGCAUCAGUUCACAUGAAUUUUCCAGUUGCAUGUGUACAUGUAGCUUGUAAAAGUGGAACGAAAGCCAACAUGACUUUGCAAUCACAAGACUGGGUUUUUAGUCGUCA